Messenger RNA from Hyla sarda, 3872 nucleotides. It is a transcript of the gene CLCN5, whose product is annotated as chloride voltage-gated channel 5. Bases 137 to 3022 code for a protein of 961 amino acids. Lineage: Eukaryota; Metazoa; Chordata; Amphibia; Anura; Hylidae. The record is from RefSeq and is a predicted model, not a curated record. The transcript is spliced from 15 exons. Gene Ontology annotation, molecular function: voltage-gated chloride channel activity. Gene Ontology annotation, cellular component: early endosome; synaptic vesicle; Golgi apparatus. Gene Ontology annotation, biological process: chloride transport; transmembrane transport.
CGGGGUUCCAUUCUUUCUCUCGGUGGUUAGCCGAGGCUCCGGUCAGAGGCCGGCUGACACAUAAAGGCCCAUCUGCAGCAGGUCAAGCAAACCUUAGGACCUGAUAUUCCAUGGACAUUUCAAGUCAUUCGGAAGUAUGGAGGAGCAUACAUGCCAGGCUGAUCCUGACAAGAAUUUGUUUACUACAUGUUUUCAAUCUCAUGAAUGGGAAAACUCUGCUUUAGAUUUAUUAAAAAGCCACAGCCAAGAUGGGAUGUGUAAUGCCAAGAUGUCCCCACCAGGAGAAAGAUAUGGGACACCUCAUAACAGCAGCACAAAUAUAGACAUUGAUAAAUACUUAGUUGCUGAUGUUCUUCCCGCUAAGUAUAAAUGCAAUACUAAGAAACCAGGUCAAAGAAUGUGCAGAACUUGGUCAGGACAUAGGCAAUAUGUGUGUCUGGACUGUGGAAAGAGUUUUACCCAUAGUUCAACUCUUGCAACACACCAGAGAACUCACACAGGAGAGAAACCCUAUGUUGGGGUGUUGCUCCAGUUAUGGCCGGUUACUAAGACCCCAGUAGCACAGUGUGGACGGUGUCUUCAGGUCACCCCUGAGAUGGACAACAAGGGAUUCCGCCGCCCCAGCCUCAGCAGUUUUCAAGGCAGCACAAGCGAUGAAGAUAUGGUUGAGAUUACGGACGCCACCUUGGACUUCACCAUGUCUGAUGAUGUUCCACCUAUUGACCGAGAGAUUGCAGAAGGUUUUACUGCAUACAAUGGGAAUGGCUUACAUGGCUCAAGCAAUGUGAUGGACUUCCUGGAGGUGCCUGGAGUUGGGACAUACGAAGACUUUAACACUAUUGACUGGGUGCGGGAGAAGUCCAGAGACAGGGAUCGGCACCGAGAGAUCCUGAGUAAAAGUAAAGAGUCAACGUGGGCUCUCCUGCACAGUGUCGUUGAUGCAUUUUCUGGGUGGUUAUUGAUGUUGCUGAUCGGCCUUUCUGCAGGGUCCUUAGCCGGUCUCAUUGACAUAUCCUCUCACUGGAUGACGGAUCUAAAGGAUGGCAUUUGUGUAAAGUGGUUUUGGUUUAACCAUGAGCAGUGCUGUUGGACGUCCACUGAAGUGACCUAUGAGGACAGAAAUAACUGUCCAGAGUGGAGGACCUGGUCUCAGCUCAUCAUUGGCCAGUCUGAGGGAGCUUUUCCCUACAUAUUGGAUUACCUCAUGUAUACUCUGUGGGCUCUUUUUUUCUCUCUGCUCGCGGUUUUGUUGGUUCGCAACUUUGCUCCAUAUGCCUGUGGCUCUGGUAUCCCUGAGAUUAAAACUAUCCUGAGCGGCUUUAUUAUUCGUGGAUACCUGGGAAAGUGGACGCUGAUGAUCAAGACUAUAACGCUGGUACUGGCGGUCUCUUCUGGUCUCAGUUUGGGAAAGGAAGGACCCUUGAUUCACGUGGCAUGCUGUUGUGGUAACAUUUUGUGCCAUCGUUUCACCAAGUAUCGUAAAAAUGAAGCUAAGAGAAGAGAGGUGCUGUCUGCAGCAGCGGCUGCCGGAGUGUCUGUGGCUUUUGGUGCCCCCAUCGGAGGAGUCCUUUUCAGCUUGGAGGAGGUGAGUUAUUAUUUCCCACUGAAGACUCUUUGGAGGUCGUUCUUUGCUGCGUUGGUAGCAGCUUUUACAUUACGUUCCAUUAACCCUUUUGGAAAUAGCCGCUUAGUCCUCUUUUAUGUCGAGUUUCACACUCCUUGGCAUCUUCUAGAGCUCAUCCCAUUCAUUCUUCUGGGAAUAUUUGGAGGCUUGUGGGGUGCUUUCUUCAUUCGAGGAAAUAUUGCCUGGUGCCGCAGAAGAAAGACCACUAAACUGGGUCGCUAUCCUGUGGCGGAGGUCCUCAUUGUCACAGCCAUCACUGCCAUUAUAGCGUUCCCUAAUGAGUACACGCGGACAAGUUCUAGUGAACUGAUAUCGGAGCUCUUCAAUGACUGUGGAUUACUGGAUUCAUCGAAACUUUGUGACUACAACAACGACUUCAACAGCACAAAUGUGGGCAACCUGCCAGAUCGUUCAGCCCGUAGUGGAGUCUACACAGCAUUGUGGCAGCUGUCCUUAGCUUUGAUCUUUAAAGCUGUUAUCACCAUCUUCACGUUUGGCAUGAAGGUACCUUCUGGACUUUUCAUUCCAAGCAUGGCUGUGGGUGCUAUAAUGGGAAGACUCAUGGGAGUGUGUAUGGAGCAGCUGGCAUUCUAUCAUCAUGACUGGGCUAUCUUCAAGGGAUGGUGUAGUCAGGGAGCAGACUGCAUUACUCCAGGUCUUUAUGCUAUGGUAGGAGCUGCUGCUUGUCUAGGUGGAGCCACCCGCAUGACUGUCUCACUAGUAGUCAUCAUGUUUGAAUUGACCGGCGGACUGGAGUACAUUGUGCCUUUAAUGGCUGCGGCUAUGACCAGCAAGUGGGUGGCAGAUGCUUUAGGAAGGGAGAGUAUCUAUGAUGCCCAUAUCCGCUUGAAUGGUUACCCUUUUCUGGAGGCCAAAGAAGAGUUCAGCCAUAAAACUCUUGCAAUGGAUGUAAUGCGCCCACGACGUAAUGACCCAACAUUGACCGUUCUCACUCAAGAUAAUAUGGCUGUGGCUGACAUCGAGGCAGCAAUUACUGAAACAACAUAUAGUGGCUUCCCUGUCGUGGUUUCUCAGGAGUCUCAGAGGCUUGUGGGUUUUGUGUUGAGACGAGACGUUAUCAUCUCCAUUGAUAGUGCAAGGAAGAAACAAGAUGGCAUAGUGAGUGCUUCCAGGAUUUACUUCACAGAACAUACUCCACCGCAGCCCCCUACUGCGCCGCCCAGCUUAAAUCUCCGCAGUAUUAUGGACCUCAGUCCUUUCACAAUCACAGACCAGACACCGAUGGAGAUUGUGAUUGACAUUUUCCGCAAGCUCGGACUCCGCCAGUGCCUGGUAACACAUAAUGGGAGAUUAUUGGGCAUUAUAACAAAGAAGGAUGUUCUCAAGCACAUAGCACAAAUGGCCAAUCAAGAUCCAGACUCUAUUCUGUUCAACUGAACCUGUAUUCAUGUAACCCUGGAUCCUGGGAAGCCAUAUCUCUUGUACUUUAUGGUGUAAUUUACACCUUUGGACUGUGAAGAGAGAGGUGUCUUGCUUCAAGCAUUGGAGCUACCGGCACUUUAUUUUGGAUUGUUUCAUUAUGACAGCAAAUUGCCUUCCGUGCAGGUCUCUGUGGAUGCUGUCGCCUGCCCUUGUCUGCAUUGAGUUGGCCCCAUGGGGCUUAGCUGCGGCUCUUUGUGUGCUGUCUGUUUAUUGGAUGCACCUAGCUGAAAACUAAGGAAAAAAGGACAGAAGCUGAAAUGGUAAAAGGAGAACUUGAGCAGACUAUGCACCCUCUGUUAUGUUCUAUAUUUAUUCAUCUUUGUCUGUAAAGGUCAAUUAAUAUCACUGUAUGCAACAAUGAAGGAGGACUUCAUACAAGUAUUCUGUGCCAAGAAAUAUGUGACGAUAAUACCACUUACCCAGCCUUAUUCUACUGGUAUACCUGCGGGUACAGCUGACUGUAUUCAUUUCUAUGUAUAACGUGUUCUCAUUUCUACUUACUCUAUGUAAACUUCUGUCUCAGAGAAGCUCACAUUAUCUCUACUGAAUCUGGUCGCUCUCCAUUGCUGUUUCAUCAUGUGACGCUGUGUAUUUUCUAGCAGAUUUCAACUUAACUUAACUUGUCUUUUCUAAUGAAACUAGAUCCUUAAAUUAUAGAAUGAGCAUAUAUUCUCAACCAGACAGAAAAAUUAUGAAGAAAGAUUGCUUUUUCUUUAUUAGCCACUUGAUCAACCGGCAAUCUCCCAUCUGACAAUACUGUCGAUAAAUCUUUUGUAAGCCACACUAAUAAAACUAAAAAAAAGAA